AUGGCGUGCGCUGGGAGGGAGGGAGAAGGAGAAGAGAAGAUUAACGAGGAUGUGCUUGUGUACGUCGCGCCGAAAACUGCAAAGCAGGCACUUCAGCAGGUCGCUGCAGCUGAGGGUGCGACAUAUCACUUCAGCUUAGCGGAGCGGAAUUGUGGAAAUUGCACUGAACAUACUGGCACGCUCCUCUAUUUCAAGAGGUGCCGUGCUGCUUUUACAGGAAGGCCCCAGUCUACGAAGAAGGCCGCUGAAAACGCAGCAGCAGUAGCCUUCCUGGCCACGCCAACAGCUAGGCAGGCCUUUGAGAUGUCGCAGGAGCGGAAGAGUGGCAUGAAAAUGGGAUUUGUGGACAAUGUGAGGGCUGCUGAAGGACGUCCGACCCUGACCGCGCAACGUGGCAAGGAUGGACCGAUGGAGAAACGACGGCCGGCCAUCCAGUGA
This is a messenger RNA of Symbiodinium sp. CCMP2592, 438 nucleotides long. The record is from the annotation of a GenBank genome assembly. Lineage: Eukaryota; Dinophyceae; Suessiales; Symbiodiniaceae.